Laccaria bicolor S238N-H82 is the source of this 465-nucleotide messenger RNA. RefSeq lists its product as uncharacterized. The record is from RefSeq and is a predicted model, not a curated record. NCBI's taxonomy places the organism in Eukaryota, Fungi, Basidiomycota, Agaricomycetes, Agaricales, Hydnangiaceae. Bases 1 to 465 code for a protein of 154 amino acids. The transcript is spliced from 5 exons.
AUGUGCGCCUCUUUGUGGAAUUUGUUGAAUGUCAAGGGCCUCAAUCUACGCUACUUAUGGAAGCUGCUCGAUAUCAACAACCAGCUCACUGCUGGCUUCAAUCAGAUGAAUCAGCAGCUCGCUGUGGCGCUGGCUAUUUCCCGUAACACGCGGGUUCUCGCACAUAAUCGCCUGCAUGAUGUUCCUCGUGCCUACCGGCCUCUCUACAAGACGAUCCCGGGAAACGGCCUCAACCUUGCAAACCACAUCUACGCUAAUUUUGCAAAUGUACAGGACAUCCUCAUCGCGCCGGCUGAGGAACCUGCAGUAGGAACAGUGCCACCUAACUUCAGCACGAAUUUUUCAGCAUAUACAACAGCUGACUUCGUCCGCCUCAUCAUUUUCUACAACGAAGACUUUGGGAUUGUUGUUGGUGACACGAUCGAAAGCUCUAUUAAUAAGCUUUGUGGAUUUUUGACAUACUAA